GAAAGAAAAGAGAGAGGAGGAAAAAGCAUAAAGAAGAACGUAGCAUAACAUAGGAAGAACGAAAGGGAGAGGCGAAAAAAGAGAGGAGGAAAAAGGAGAAUAAAGAAGAAUAAAGCAUAACAUAGUAUAGAAAAACGGAAGGGAGAGGCAAAUACUGAUGAGAGGAGAGUAAGAACGAGGAAAAUAAAGCGGAACGUAGCACAGGACAGGAGAGGAACGGGAGGGAGAGAAGAGACGGAGAGGUGGAGGUGAGGGGAGUGGAGGUCGCAGUAGUAGUAGAGAGUAAAGGGAUGCUGGGGAGAGGAGGAGGAGGAGGAGGAGGAGGUGACACUGGUGGUGGUGGUGGAAGGGUGCCUAGCGAGUGAGUGCCUGCUGGUUAUGAUGUCAGUGUAGGAGGACGCAGCGAGGAGAGAGGUUGUCCGUCGCUCCACCUCACCACCACCACAACCAUCACGGGGCUUUAACCUGUCAUGCCCCUCCUCGCCGCUCCCCGCCCUGCUUCCCUUCUGUUGCUACUGACGCUGCGGGAGUGACGACUCUUCGGUUGUUGGUGCUUGUGAUCUUACUUAGCAGAGUGUUAUCUUUGACGAGAUCCACCUGAGUGACCUGAGCGUGGCGGAGUGCAGCACCAAGAACAUCAACCACAGCUUUCAGUGUAUCACCCCCUUUCGGAGCCUCGUGUUGGCCGCGGACACCAGACGCGAGAUGGAGGAGUGGAUAGCCGCUCUCAAGGCAGCCAACACCACCACCCACUACUAUGAGGGCACGGAGCAGGUCCACUCGCUGCUCUCGGGUCAACACAACUGGUACGCCACCUCGCACGCGCGGCCCACCUACUGCAAUGUGUGUCGGGAGGCGCUCUCAGGGGUCACGUCGCACGGGCUGAGCUGCGAGGUGUGCAAGUUUAAGGCCCACAAACGGUGCGCUGCCAAGGCCAUCAACAACUGCAAGUGGACGACCCUCGCCUCGGUGGGCAAGGACAUUAUAGAGGACGAGGACGGGAACCUCGCGAUGCCCCACCAGUGGAUCGAGGGGAACCUGCCUGUAUCCGCGAAGUGUGCAGUGUGCGAGAAGACGUGUGGCUCAGUCCUCAGACUACAGGACUGGAGAUGCUUGUGGUGCAGGUCAAUGGUUCACACGGCCUGUCGUCCUCUCCACCCCACCCGCUGUCCUCUUGGUCCCUGUCGCAUCUCCAUUGUUCCACCCAUUGUCCUCUCCACCAUAGGAACAGAUGAGUCUUGGGAGGCCACCAGACCCCAGGGCUGCUCCCCCCUCCUGGUGUUCGUCAACAGCAAGAGUGGGGACAACCAAGGCGUUAGGUUUUUGCGUCGCUUCAAGCAGCUCCUCAACCCAGCACAAGUGUUUGAUCUGAUGAAUGGCGGGCCGGUGCUGGGGCUGAGGCUUUUUAAGUGCUUCAACCCAUUUAGAAUAUUGAUAUGCAGUGGAGAUGGCUCCGUGGGAUGGGUGUUGUCUGAAAUUGACAAAAUACAUAUGACAAAUCAGUGCCAGAUAGGGGUACUGCCGCUGGGGACUGGGAAUGACCUGGCGCGGGUGCUGGGCUGGGGCUCCGCCUGUGACGACGACACGCACCUCCCCCAGACGCUGGAGCGGUACGAGCGGGCCACCACCAAGAUGCUGGACAGGUGGAGCAUAAUGAGCUACGUCAGCCAUGUGUCACUGAGUCCACAGCCCAAGCUGGAGUCCCUCGCCUCCCACUCGCUGCACUCACAGGUGGCUGAGUAUGAGGACUCAGUUGGGGCACACCUGGCGACCCUCCUUCAGUCUGACCAGAACUCAGAAGUCAUUUCAUCUGCCAAAGUCUUGUGUGAGACAAUCAAGUCCCUCAUACUGAAAGUCGGAAGAAGUUGGGGUGACGCAUCGCAGACCACGGAGGGCAGUGUCGACACCCAGGAGGACUCUCUGACGGCAAAGUGCGCGGUGCUGAAUGACAAGCUGGACCUCCUGCUGCGCACCUUGCAUGAGGAGAGUGUGGCCCACCAGACCCUCCAGAGAGCUUCCAUUUCCUCCCUCAGCACCACCACCGCCGAGGAGUCGUCAUCCCUUGUGGAGGAGAGUCCAGACACAAGUAUUGAUCUUGACCCAGCAGAGAGAGGAGCAGCGUGUAAUCAGCUAAAGAAGAGACUGAAAAAGAAACACUUCAUUGAGAGAGACGCCCUCAUGUCCCGAGCCAACAGCCUGAAGAAAGCUGUGCGGGAGAUCAUAGAGCACACAGAAAAGGCUGUUGAUGACCAGAAUGAACAGACCACCAUCAGGCUGCCUCCCCCAACCAUACUUCUUGAACCCUCUGAGGAUACUGUAGUUCAGGGAGUUGGUCAACAAGGAAUCAAGAUGGCAGGUUUGCAGGUCCUUCCAACCAUAGAAGGCUCCUCCACCGAAGCGUCACCCUGUGCUUCCCCAAUGCCAGGAGCCACCAAGACACCAUAUGUAUGCUCUAUCACAACCACUUUUCCACUCCCUCCAGUCUCCCCUGUUCCCACCCUGCUGCCCACACACCCUCUGCACCUCCCCCACCCCAGCCACCAGUUAGGUGCUACUCCACCCUCAACAUUCCUCCACCCGCCGGGAGCGUUAGGUGAUGGUGGUGGUGCUGAUCCACUUGGUCUCAACUUCCAGAUGCUGUCACCUCUUCCAGACCAGCGAAGAGACAGCCACACCGAGUUUGACUUCGCAAACAUUCCUGCACCGAGUGCAUUUGCUGACAGGUCCAGAAAGAACAGCAUGCAGGAGGGGAGGAGGGAUUCAGUCAGUGAAAAAAAUGCCAUUUCUCUAGAAGGUAUAGAGGUCAGAAUACAGUCUUCAACAGACAACCUUGUAGAUGUGUGUGAAGAUGAACCGUACAUGUUUGAAGAGAAACCCAUUGAGGAGAGACGAGAAUCAUUACCUAGUUUGUUGGACAAGUCUUUUACUAUUGAUGAAGAUGUGGAACAGUUAGAAUCAAAGAGUGAAACAGAUGAGAGAGAUCUAGAGGAAGAUAGUGAAAGUGCUGCUGGUGAUUCAGAUGACCAUGACGAGCUGCAGGAGGAUGGGAAAGACAAAACAGAAACACAGGACAGUGAUGAAACGGAUGAAACUGUAAGGGAAACACAGGAGGGGGAUGGUGGAGAGGACAACAGCACCCCAGAGGUUGACACUAGUGGGUUAGAGGAAGUCCCAAAAGGAGUAGAGGAAGAGGAGUUUCAGGCCACCACACUUCAGAAGGAGGAAAAAGAAGAUGCAAGUUCUGUUCAAGAAGAAGAGGGAGAAACAUCUACCAUUAAAGAGGAAGAGGAGGUAACAUCAUCGAAGCAAGAACAGGAAGAGGAGGAGGGGGAGGAAGAGAAAGGAAUAGAGGCAGUAGAUGCAGAAAAAGAAGAGAGGGUUUCCAGAAGAGAAGACCCAAUGGGAGGAGAGGCGCCUGUGGAACCAAGUCUUCCAGAGGUUCCUUUGGCAGAGGAGGAAAUCCCUGACAGCCUGGAGGAGGAGGCAGCGGAGGACAGCAUUGUCUCCCCACCAAUGGAACGCAUCGUGGAAGGAGCAGAGGCUGUGACUGAAGAUGAGAUGGAGGAGGAAGAAAAAGGUGAGAAUACAUCAAGGCGCAUAUCUUCAGGCUCAACCCUGAAAAGUCAAGCCGGCCCCAUAUCCACCUUGAGUGUGGCUUCUCCCCCUGCUGGGCGGGACAAGAGCAGGAGUCCCGAUCGUGGGGGGCGGGGGUCCUUCUGCAGAGGGGUAGCUAGGGGUUCUGCGGCUGGUCGGCCAUCACGCAAACACCUCCCUAUCAUCAAUCCACUAGUCUCACUACCCAUGUGGCCAAACAUUGCCACCGGGGGAAGCACUGGCGGACUCAUCAGGAAGGUGCUGCUUGCCAACGCUGACACCCUCUGUGCUGCCGCCUCGCCUCUCAUGGACCUGGAUGACUCCUCGCUAGAGGGCUUCACUGAAAGGUGCAUAAUGAAUAACUACUUUGGCAUUGGCAUUGAUGCAAAAAUCACACUAGACUUUCACAACAAAAGAGAAGAACAUCCAGAAAAAUGUCGCUCAAGAACCAAGAACUUCAUGUGGUAUGGAGUCCUGGCAUCCAAGGAGUGGCUGUGUAAAACCUACAAGAAUCUGGACCAACGAGUGCAACUUGAGUGUGAUGGAGAAAGGAUUCCUCUGCCGUCCCUGCAGGGCAUAGUUGUGCUAAAUAUUCCCAGUUUUAUGGGAGGCACCAACUUCUGGGGAGGAACAAAAGAAGACGACAGUUUCUUGGCACCAAGUUUUGAUGACCGAAUUUUGGAGGUUGUGGCAGUGUUUGGCUCAGCACAAAUGGCUGCGUCUCGAAUAAUAAAUCUGCAGCACCACCGGAUAGCCCAGUGCUCAAGCAUCAAGAUCACAAUCCUUGGCGAGGCUGGGGAAGAAGGUGUUCCUAUCCAAGUUGAUGGGGAGGCGUGGACACAGCCACCAGGAAUAGUUCGAAUUGUCCACAAAAACAGAGUGCAGAUGCUGUGCAGGAAUAGAGACUUGGAAGUGUCGCUGAAGGCAUGGGAGGAGAAACAGCGCAGUUUAGGCAGCCAAACCAAACAGCUGACCUUACUGGCUGAUGAGGAGCUGCCCGUCUUGGCAAUGCUGGCCACCACCGUUUCAGACAUCAUUGUGUGUGUGAAAGCAGCAGCAGCAGCCACUUCCUCUCUGGAGACAGCCUUUGGAGAGCUGGCCGCCUCAGCCUUGUCGUGUCUGGAGAAAGUGUGGCGUGACAACAGAGUCAUUGAGAGUCCAAACCUGAGAAUGUUGGCAACUGAGCUGGUGCACAACAUAAGACAUCUUCAGACAGAAGUUCUGCGCACACUAAAGGAGGAUCCUUCUGUAAUUAGCCAGACGCUGGCAGACAGCCUCCAGACUGCCCUGUCUUCCUUCGAUGGUGUGCUGAAGCCUGUGCAUGAAAAGGACAGCCUCAUGCACUUUGUUUCAGAAGAGGAAGGAGAGCCAAAGAGGGCUCACUCCAAGGGGUUGUUUAAACUGAAGCUGAAGCGUGAAGGGCGACGAGGCACCUUUGAGAAGGAGGUGAGGGAGUGGGGCACAGAGGAGGUGGCAGGGUGGCUGGAUACACUGCUGCUGUCAGAGUACCAAGAGUCCUUCUUCAGCCAUGACAUUCGAGGUGCUGAGCUUCUCAACUUGGAGAGGAGGGACCUCAAAGAGUUGGGCAUAACAAAGAUUGGUCACAUCAAGCGGAUUCAACAAGGUAUUCGUGAAAUCAAGGAGAGUAAGUCACAUGGUUAAGUUUUCCCAUAAAUGUUUACUGAUGAGCACAUAAACUUAGGAUGUGCUUAAUGUCUGUCACCAUUGGAUAUAAGAACUCUGAUUUUAUUCAUACCUGAGUAUGUGAAGGACUUUAGUUGAAAGGAUUUUACAUAAUGUAAAUCAUGUGUGAUUUAUGAUUAUUGCAAAAUUUCUCCAAGUACAAAGUGUUUUACAUAAUUAUAUUUUCAUCAUAAGUCUCUCCAGCCUAGCAGUGAGUGAUGCUGGGUUGUAUUUAUUAUAAAAUAGGUUAUAGUAUUUAUUUUAUAAUUUUAAAUCUUUUCAUAUUUAAGUGAAAUUUACAUGGUGAGAAUAAUUACUGACUGAAUCACAUGGUUGUGGCAGAGUUUGCAUCCUGCAGGUGUUUGCACUCCCCCAUGACAUAAAUGAUAUUGAUUUUUCUACACUAGCCAAAUUGUAUGUUGUUACUAAGGCCUGGCCAUUUUGUACACCAUGGGCUCCAAUAAUGAAGUUAGGCUAGUCAUCUUUUUGUAAUAUUACUGUUACCUUCUAAGUUAAUGAAAUAGCAGUCACUUAUGCAAUUGAUGCUGUUUAUUUAAUUAUAUUUUCAUAUUUUAUGUGAUAUAUGUAAUUCUUUUAUGAACUCUAUAGAUUAAUUCUGUAUUGGAUUUUAAGUACACCUGUUGUAAGGUGUUUAACAGUUACAUCUUCCUUACAUUGUUUUGGUGCCCACACAGUUCUUCAGGACAGCUCUUAUCCUGGAAUUAUUGUGUAUUAGUCAUAAUGAUUUUUGGUAGUACUCUUUAGUACAUUACAUAGCAUCAUUUGUAAUGAUGUAUACUUGUAGAUCCAUUUGUAUCACUGAUGUUCCGGUCAGUUUUAUAUGCUGUAAACUUCUCGAUACAAAUGUUCUCCACAUGGCUGUCAUAUUUUCUAACUUUUACCUCAUAAUGGACAGUCUUGCAGUUUUGCAAGAUUCUGUCAAAAGUUCAAGGAUAUAAUAUUGUUGCCUUUACAAUAACAUUGUAACAAUCCUUGUUUUCUACUCUUCAAGACCAUGAUCCUUGCAUCAUGAGACAAAUGCUCCCAGUGCUGACAUGUGCUGGUUGAGGACAGAGCCAUCUCUUUUCAGCCACAGCACUUCUGAUGUAGUCAAGUGCUGGUCAGGCUGGAGCUGUGUUCACCUGAUGUUUAGUAGUAAUUUGUAUGGCUGAUCCAUAUUUUAGCUCCAUUGUGUACUUAAGAAGCACACAAUGGAGUGAUGAAUUCAGUGAUUUGUAUAUACCAUAUACAUGUUAGAGCUAUGUGUUUGAUAUUCACACUUUCUUUAAUACCUUAGAUAAACACAUGCAUAUGCACUGAUACAGUUCAUUAAAACUGUUGUUGUAUUUCAAAUGGUAUAUCAUGUUACUUCUUCAUGUGAGACAUUGUAGAGUGUCUCUUCAUUAAUUGCAUUUUUUUUACUGUUUUUUGUUGUUGCUGGACCUUUGGCAGCUUUCCUACACUCACCUUAUAGUUUACAAAGACAGUCACCACACUCAUUAAGGCAGCUAUAUUCCUCAGCCUCUUGGGGGUGCUGUACCCAUGCACAGCUGCCUCAUCACCUGCAGUUUGUGUGUGUCAUGGUCAGGGAGGAGCGCCGCCUCACACACCAUGUAUGGCUGGCACACAAAGCUGUCACUAUUUUUGGGUGAGGGAUGAGCUAACACUGGUGGUGGGGCGCGUGCUGGGCCAGCCUCCCUCGCUGCUGGUGUCUCCAGUGUGUAUAAUGAAUCAUUCCAUCUCCACCAAGGUUAUUAUAAGGUAUCAGUAUUAUAGGUGUUAUUUGUAUUACAUUAUUAUUAUUUUUUUUUUUUGGUCACAAUGCAUAAUGAUAUGUAUUAGAAUUACUUUUGAAAAUUUCACAAUGUGCAUGUAUAUAUUUUUAGUGAGCAAACUGCACACAGUCUUGGUCUAGUUUUGUAUUUAUGAUUAAUGUACUAAGCAGAAACUUUGAUAUUGUUCACAAUAUUUUUACCACAUUUACCAUUAUGAGACGUGCCUAAAUCCUGUUGAUGGUGUUAUCUUUCUAACGUUGAGAUUUGUAUCAUCGUGUCUUUCUACGCUGUUGACCUUUAGAUGGCAGUUGUUUUGGGUGUCGUUGCACUUCCUGUGGGUGCUCUCCCUCGGUGGUGCUGCUCUUGUGUUUUGGCUUAACUAGUCGCCCCUUGUAGUCAAGAGUAUUUUUGGUGUUAGUUUAUGUGUUGUUGUGUGGCAUUUUCUUCUUUUGAACACUACCAAGUUCCUGAGAGAUGCAUUGAGUGCACUGGCUGGGCUGUGGCUGGAGGCUGCUGCCAUGUUAACACUGAUGGAAGGAGAGCGGCAGCCACUCAGAAUAUCUUUUUUAUUGGAGAAAUGGAAUGUCAAUUUUCUUGAAAAGUCAUAGAGAACCUCCAAAAGUAAAGAAUACUUAGAUAAAUGUAGAUGUUACCUUUUCCAUUUUUUCCAGUGUCUUGGAGGGAAUAAGGUAUCGGAGGUACAUAUGCAAGGGUAUUCCACUUUACAAGUAUUCUUUAUUAGUUAACUCGCUGUACAGACCAUAGAAAAUCCAAAAUGUUGAUUUCCAUCUGCCUUUUUUCUAUGGGAAAGUAACCAUAUAUUCCACUGCAAUGCCUAAAAUUGCAUACAUCAGUAAUGUACCAUAUUAACUGAACCUAUUUUUGCAUCAUCAUCAUCAUUAUCAUUGUCAUUACAAGCUUUCAAUUUCCCAAAGAAGCAUGCAUUCGUUUGUUGUUAUUUUGAUAUUGAGGUUUAAAAGUUCUUAAAUCCAAAUACAUUCCACUGUUGGUUUUAUUUUAUAUGCUGAAGUUUUGAGGCCUGAAUGUGAUAUAUUUUGUUUUAUUAAUUUUGAUAGAAGGGAUGAAUGAAGUUUGUUUUUCUCCCACUUUUUAAAGGGUUUUGGGAUACUUGUACCAUUUACAAAAAACAUGUUGAAAAUUGAUUACAAGCUGCAGCCCUUGUCAGCCCAGCCCAGCCCAGGCCAGCCCAGGUUUGCUGGGUGAGUGCCUCAUUGAAACGGUUCUCCUGGGGCUGCCCAAGGCGCCUCCAGUCAUGGAUGGCAAGAAACACAGUCCUGUACCUUUUUGGUGUGGUUUGUGAUGCUCAUGUCCACCAUAGGUGAACAUAAUUUAUCUGUCAUAGCUUGUUUUCUAAGAUAUUACAUUGUAAAGAAACUCCUACAUAAUAGCAAUAUUACAUGUGGAUAGAGGAUUUUGAUUGUAGAUUUUAAUGUAACUAAAGCUUGGCUACUUUGUCCAGAAAACUCAAGCUUAACAUUGCAAACCUUUUUUUCCAGUAUAGUGAAAUUCUUAGAAUCUUAAUUACAUUUCAGAAUUUGUGUCUUCAUUCUUGUUCUUAUUGACAACAAUGAUUUUUCUCUCUGUUGUUAUAUGACAAAGAGGUGCCAAAAUUAACUAAAUUACUGAUAGAAUUUAAAAAAUCAUAAAAUCAUAUUUUAUAGCCUCCAAAUACUUUUGAAUAUUAUGAAUAAAAUUACAUAAUUUUAGUUAUUCCAUUUUAUGGGAUAGGUACUAUUUAGUGAGGUAGUGGAAGUUAAUCGUAUAACUGGUGUAAGAACACCAAUAACAAUUUUCCAUGAUCCAAAGAACCUAACACAGUAUUGGUAUUUAUUCUACUAGUAUAUAAUCAGACUUGGAUAUUCCUCAUCACUAAAUACCUCAAAGACCUGAAAUUACUUGAGGUUUACUGAAACUUCCAACUUUUAUGUUGAAAAUAAGGUUUAGUCCCCUUGACCAGCAAUACCAUCACAUGUCAACACCUUUAGCUGACACUGACUCUCACAAACUUCCACAAAGGAGGACCCAGGCAGAAUAGUCUCCUCUUCCUCCAGUCCACAUGCUCUGUCCUUGAAUAUUCUGGUCUUCAACUUCCACUCUUGUAAUACCCAGUCUUGCAAUUUAUAAGUUGUUUUCUUAAACCUCCCAUAUCUACCUUGUCACCUCAUCCUCCCUAUUUUCUCUGUAGUGUGCUGAGUUUAUCCACUCAACGGCUCAUCCCAAUACCUUUAUCAACCCUGCCAACUAUUUUAUGGGUAUUUUGGAUAUUUUAAUUACCUAAAAGACAUUCACUCCCAUUCUUCUUUUCUUUUCUCUUCACAGUCACAUCUCAGAUCCUUCUUUUCUUAUGCUAUGGUAGUAGGCUACUGUCUCUCCAUUGCUCAUGAUUCCCCUUCAUCAUACACCCCAGGGAUCCCACCAUCUUCCUCCCCUGCUUGGCUUUCUAACAGCCUUCCAUCCGUCGUACAUGCUUGUGUAAAAUUUAGCCAACAUACACAAACCCACUAAACUCAUUCACCUCCUACAUUAUUUGUUCACUCAACUUGAUCACACACUGUUUAUUGCCUUCAACUAUACAAGGUUUCUAAAUGCUACUUCACUCUUUGUUUCUCUUAAGAUACCUUCAUAUUCCUUUUACACUUACAACUUCUGUGUCUUGCAGAUAUAGAUUAAAACAUUUCAUAACGUAUGUAAAUCCUUUUUUUAUCAGUCACUGAAACUGUCAUUUACAAGAAUUGUAUUCAGUUUCCAUCAUUAUAUAUUUUACCACAUUAAUGCCAUUGUUUUCUCUUCAUCUUUCUUGUAACACAUUAGUGUACAAAUUAUAAGAAAGAUGAAGACAGGUUUUCAAAAGAAUUAUUAAUAAAGUUCAUUGUUUAGAUAAUACAGUUAUGACUUCUUGGAAUAGAGAAAAUUAAUUAUUUAAUGAAUUUGCUAAUGUCUGCAAAAGAGGGAAGUUGAAGAUAAAUAGGAAUAAGAAUAAGGUGAUGAAUACUGAAGGAAACAAAAAGUAGAAUGAAAUGACUCUUUAAGAACCAUAUUAUCAUCAAGUGUAAGUGUUGUGAGUAAGCAAUGUUUUUAUUUACCUGGAAACAAUAUUGAGCAUUGAUGCAAAUCAUUUUUGUGACACUGAACUAACCACAUCUUGAUAAUUUCAUCCAAAUGAUGAAAAGCAUGUUGAAAUCUAUAGUGUUUCUGAGUAAGCCUUUACAGUUACUAUUGGUAGUGUGAAGUAUAAAAGUAAAGCUCUUGUCACAUGCACAGAGCACUACAGAGUUGUUAUGGUGGUUAUUUUUGCAGGAAGGAAAAUAGAGUAUUGAAUCCUUAAAGGUUAAGAUAAUCAUGUUUGAGAGGAAACUAGUUUAAGAUCCACCAUUAAUGCUUUCUUUAAAGAAUAUUAUGCAAAGAACAUAAAUGGUAUGGUCAAUGGAAUUUCUAAAUAUAUUUAUAAAAAGUCAUUUUGCAGACUUUAAAAAUAUGCUGUCUUCUUAAGUAUUGUGGAUGUUUGUGGAUUCAAGAAGCUGGAGGAACAUAGUGAAAGGGGUUGAGUGUUUGAUGGUGUUUAAAAGUACAAAGAAAAUUUAGUGUCAGGUAACAGGCACUGCACUAACACUGAAGGUAUCUUGCAUGUGUCCAAGAUAUAUUAUAUAUGAAAUAUUAAAAGAAACAUAUUAGAGCAAUAUAAUGUAAGUUCUUUUGAAGGUGCUGGUAUGAUUUCACUUAUAUAACAAAGCAUGUGAGUGAGCCACCCUCUUAUAAGGGCACCAGAGCCACUGCAGUGAUCCUUUUGUCGUCUGGUGUCACACUUGUUAGGAAUCUGUGAUAAGAAAACUGUUAGGCAAUGGUGGGACAAACUUUUAUUUUAUCACUGCUAUCCCUUCCCAUAAAGCAGUAGGCCAACAUUUCCUUCAUACUAUGAAGGCAGUUAAGCGCCACUUUACUCAUGCAUUUACGUGAGUCCUCAUGAAUGUUCUUGGAUCAUUUUGUCUUGUUUUUGUUGCAUUCACAGUAUUUUUGGUCAAUUGUAUAACAUUGCUUAAGAAAGGGAUGAGUGUAAGUUGUGCAUAGUGAGCUUCUUAUUGUAAAUGAAGUAGGUAGUCAUCAGUAAUAAGUGUACUUAACUUCAUGACCGUAGUCAUUAACACUACUUCAUUGUUUUUAUAUAAGGAAUCAAAUAAAUUUCACAUCAGUAAUUCUGAAAACACUAGAAAUGAUGUCCAAUUUCUUAAUGCUCAGUGAUUUGUCAGCCUUUAGACCUCUGUAAAUUGAGUCCUUCUUUGUCUCCAUGCUCAGUGUUCUGUCCUAUGUUGCUGCUUCAUCUUUCAAGGUGUUGUUUAGUCUUAUAUUCUUACAACAUGGAUUGUGUAAUGACUUUGUUUGAAGUUGUCACUCACUCACAAGUACCUACCAAAAUUCAAUGUUACCUUGUAUCAUUUUUUCUUGUCUUCUAAAUUUUUAAUUAAUGUUUUAAUUCUAUAUCAGCCUUUGAUUAAAAGUAAUUUUGUAUUACUAAAUAUACAAGUCUGUGAGCCACUGAGCACAUGUCCUUUGAGAGUAUGAUGAAGCAGUCAGCUUUAGAUUAUUUUGUUAAGCAAUUUGAAGGGAAAGAAAUUUGCAAAACUUGUGUUUUUACUGAAUUUGUUGAUAACAACAUAGUUUUAGCAUUAUAAAACAGUAUUUAUGACUUUUUGGGACCAUUCAUAUAUUCCAAAAUGUAAAGAAGAUAUUAAUCUCAAAACAUUAGUGACCUUUUUUUUAACACACAUGAGAACCAAUGAACAGUAUUUAUUUCCUCUCUAAGAACAUAGCUAGUGAAAUGUUUAAAUCCUAAAUUGUUUGUUGUCAGUCCUAAGGUUUCAUGUCCCAACAUACCAAAGAAGGUGCACAAGAUGCUUGGCUGACUGUCGGCAGUCAAGCGUUGGUUAAUUGUUUUUACAUGUACACUGUGCAAUACUGCUACUUACAUGUCAUAGAGUUUAGUUUACCGAUUUUCUUGAAUCAUAAAACUUCCUUUAAUCUUCAGGCUUUACAGAGAGAUUGUUCCACUCUCUACGUACCUUAUUCUCCCUAUCAAUACUGUAGUAAGACUUUUAUUUAUAUUCUCACCUACUUAAAUCUGUCACAGUCUAUGUAUGCUCUUCUCAUGUCAAGCCAACGAGUGAUUUUUUUUUUUUUUUUUUUUUCCCCCCCCCGUUCUGUAAGGGAAAACAUCAAGAGUACAGAAAAGUCCCGGAUGCUGGGGUGCACCACAGACUCAGAAUAAUGGCAGUGCCCUCACAUGUUAGCUGUUUAUCUGCCCUCAAGUCAUUACUAAGUAAAAUGAACAUUUAGUGUCUGUAUUGGCAUUACUAUUAUACAUCAAGCAUAUACUGUAGAGAAAAGGCACUAUUUUACUUCAAAAUAGUUGUUUCAUUUUAAUGUUAACUGUUGUUUGUUUUUCUAAUCUGUUUUGAACUUCUAUAAAUCUGAGCUGAUAGUGUUGCCACGAAGUGACCCCUUAUGGACAAAGCUACAACAGGGAAGAUGAAUGGGAGUAUGCCAUUAACACACUGCUGUUUAAAAGCUGAUGUGCUGGUGUAGUAUGAUCAGCAUCUCAAGGUAUGAAAAAAUGAGCAGAAGUUAUUUAUUAUAUCCACUGAUUUCUAUGUAGCCUUUUAUGAGUCAGCAACUGUGCUCGAUGUCAUAUGACUGUGCUGAGUAGCUGUGCUGACCCAAUCACCUCAUUUGUUGCCACUUUAAUGUAGCCCACCUUGACUGGUUCAUCACCUAAACUGUGUAUAAUAAUUUAUAAGUCAUCUGUUACAACUUUUUUAAUGCAUACACAAGUCUUCAAUAAAUGUUUAUACAAUACUA
Messenger RNA from Eriocheir sinensis (Chinese mitten crab), 12923 nucleotides. RefSeq names its product diacylglycerol kinase eta-like. Gene Ontology annotation, molecular function: ATP-dependent diacylglycerol kinase activity; protein binding. The transcript is spliced from 27 exons. The coding region runs from base 706 to 5256 and encodes 1516 amino acids. Gene Ontology annotation, biological process: lipid phosphorylation; intracellular signal transduction; diacylglycerol metabolic process. The record is from RefSeq and is a predicted model, not a curated record. Lineage: Eukaryota; Metazoa; Arthropoda; Malacostraca; Decapoda; Varunidae.